AUGUGCUUCGAGACUUCUCGUUCAGUGACAGAACAGCCGUUACCGUUUGCUGGAGGAGUUGCAGUGUUCUGUUUCGAGGGCUUUGCAAUGACUCUGGCUCUUGAAGGUUCCAUGAGGGAGAGACAAGCUUUCCCUAAACUGUUGGCUAAAGUGCUCGUCGGGAUCACCUUCGUCUACGUCUUGUUCGGUUUCUGCGGUUAUAUGGCUUACGGAGAUGAAACAAAGGAUAUCAUCACACUCAACCUCCCAAAGAACUGGUCUGCCAUUGCCAUUGGCUUGUGUGUGGGAUUGAAAUUUACAUUCCCGAUCAUGGUACAUCCGCUUAACGAGAUCAUAGAGCAGAAACUGAAAAGGAACGAGUGGCUUCAAAAGCAUCAGUACAGCAACGAAACAGGUUCGGUCUCCAAAUAUGUAAUCUUCACAACGAGGACGCUUUUGGUGGUAGGACUCGCAGCGAUCGCGUCGUUAGUGCAAGGCUUCGGUACAUUUGCAUCUCUGGUUGGAAGUACUCUGUGUGCACUCAUAUCGUUUGUGUUGCCUGCUUCUUAUCACCUGACGCUGCUCGGUCCAUCGCUGAAUUUAUGGAGCAAAUCCGUUGAUGUGUUCAUCGUGACUUGCGGGCUGCUCUUUGCUGUCUAUGGUACUUACAACACGAUCUGUCGGAGUGUGAAAUGCAAAGUGAUUCUGUCUAAAAAUGAACACAGCGGCAAUAGAAAGUUGCUCAGAAGAAAAAGAGAAUGUACAGCUGUUUUUACGUGA
Thlaspi arvense is the source of this 759-nucleotide messenger RNA. NCBI's taxonomy places the organism in Eukaryota, Viridiplantae, Streptophyta, Magnoliopsida, Brassicales, Brassicaceae. The record is from the annotation of a GenBank genome assembly.